AUGGCGACGACCGGAGUUGGAUUUCGAUGGUUAGAUAUAUUGGAAAAAGAAUUCGACAAGGCAUGUGUCGAAUUAGAUACUUCUCUAGUGGAAUUGGAGACAGAAGAUCCAGAAGUAGUAUUUUCGGCCCGUCAGAAGAUAACUACUUUGAGCUCCUGUUUUGCACAAUUGACUCACAAAGCACUUACUAUAUUUCAAAGCAGUGCAAAACUUGAGGCGGAGCUUGUAGAUAUGAGGGCGGAAUUAGUGCAGGCUCGGGCCGCAGGUAAAGGUGGGUGCCAGGAUGGCGGAGAUGUGGCGGGCAACGUGCCUGAUGCGGCGCGUGCACGUGCGGAGGCCGCGCAGCUCGCUCGAGAAAAUGUUGCACUUAGGGAAACUGUACUUGUGCUGCACUCCGAGCUUUUUGGAGCAAGAUUAGCGACAAAGUACCUAGAUAAAGAACUCGCCGGAAGAAUACAACAAUUACAGCUAUUAGGAAGUGAUAUGCGCGCAGAACUGAGAGAUUCUCUCUGGGCUCAGGUGGAAGCAGAGAUCCUCCUGCAGCGGCACAAAACUCUGGUGCGCGUGUGCCGUGGUCUAGCACCGCGCGCUCCUCGCCCCUUGCACACGACGCGUGCGCCGCCCGCCCCGCGCACCGUGCGCGUGCGCCGCUCCCCGCACCUUGGCCUCGGCAUCUCUGUCACCGGAGGUCGUGAACACGGCGUACCUAUUCUCAUCUCGGAGCUGGAGGCGGGCGGGCCGGCUGCGUUGACGGGCGCCCUUUACGUGGGCGACGCUAUCCUCGCCAUUAAUGACCUCGACCUCACGCAGGCUUGUCAUAAAGAAGCAGUUCAGGCGCUCCAGAGCGUCAAAGGAGAUUGCGCCCUUUGUGUUCAGUUCAUUGCUACAGACGACGAUGACCGCCUAUCCGAAGACAAUUACAGAUUUCCCCUAUAUCCUGAAGAUGGGGAAGUAUACGAAGAGGAACCCGACGCGUCAGGCGCUACACCCACCGCUCCUCGCACUCCGGACUACAAUCACCACGCCUCGGGCAGUGAGUGCGGUGAAGAUGGUCCGUACGGUGUGCGGGGUGAGGCAGGGGAGUACGAUAACCGUGGCGAAAACGGGGUGUACGGAAUGCGGAUGGAGGGAGGUCCGUACGGCGUGCGUGGUGAAGUCGGGAUGUACGACGCGUAUGAUGUGCGGGCAGAAGCCUACGGUGUUCAGAACGAGGGGGUGGAGGUCGUAGGAUCGCACUACGCCGACUACAAUAACAUUAACAACCUCUCCAUACUUGAUAUGGACGAUGACUCCAUCAAAAUAGAAGCUCGACUAGAGAUGGCGCCAGUGUCAGCAGUUUCGGGCUCGUCGACAUCGCCACGCUCUACUCCCGUGCACUCUAGAACUUCCCUGAAGAAGAAACGUAAGCCACAGGAUUGGCGCACUAAAGGGGCUUACUGUGCGGUCUCGGACGCACAGUCGUCGGACGAUCCGCGUGACAAAUCCGACACGCCGAAUCAUCAGCCCGACCUCCCGAAUCACCGGCCCGAUCCACCUAAUCACAGGCCCGACCUACCCAAUCAUUGGCCUGAAUCAUUAAAUCAUCGAUCUGAUUUAGCCAAUCAUCGGCCAGAGACCAACGAUAGCGUGUUACGUUCACAAAAAACUUUUCAUCUCCCGAUCUCAGAAUAUCUACCAAUGCCAGUGCAAGAAGUCUCCCACGAGUUAACGGCUUCGACCGCUGCCGCAACAACUGUAGUGACGACCAAUGUGACGACAUCUACUUCCGGCGCUACGUCCACAUUGUCCAGCGCUGCGUCCACGUUAGCGUCCAGUGCGACAACAGUCACCAUCUUGAAACCGAUGCCGGUCCCUGACCUUAAAACACCGCGUGAGAAUAAGGCCCCUUCAUUAGACGUCUAUAAUACGACUAACAAAACCAAUGGUGACAACCGCCCCAGAAAAGAAACUAAAAACUUUCGGAUAGGGUCGGCGCGGCGUGUCACGGACAACGUGCGAAAUGGAGAAGUGGAAAGGCAUACCCUCCAUCUGCCCUACCCCGCACACCCCCCACCCCCGCCUCGUCUACUGCCCGGCCGAGGAGACCCUGACUUCGGUACUCCCGUGUGAAUCAACCGUCAGCGCGAAGCAGGUUGCAACCCAAUCCUUAAGGCGAUACAAUUGCAACCCAACCGCUUUGCUUUCAAUUUAGAGAAACCUUCGCAGGUUUGUUCGAGUUCUGUAACUGGCUGGAUUUAGUGCGCAAGCCACGAGUAGCUACGCAGACACAGUUUUUACAUGACAAGCAGUGAUAAACCGUUAUGUAUUCAUAUCUUGCGACACGCCACCGAAGUAGAUUUACUUCAACUUUCAGUUAAAUGCAUAAAUAUAAGUCUAGAUAACCAUGAUCCUUGUUCUGUAAACAGCAUUUUGAAAAAAGGAAGAUAAUAGCUACUAAGACAUAUGCUAAGCUGCCAUCCCAUUGAACAUAAGACAGUCGAAGUCAUUGGGCAUAUUUAAAAAUGCUGUUAAGGCUC
Pararge aegeria (speckled wood butterfly) is the source of this 2516-nucleotide messenger RNA. RefSeq lists its product as uncharacterized. Bases 1 to 2109 code for a protein of 702 amino acids. Gene Ontology annotation, cellular component: trans-Golgi network transport vesicle; membrane; Golgi apparatus. Lineage: Eukaryota; Metazoa; Arthropoda; Insecta; Lepidoptera; Nymphalidae. The record is from RefSeq and is a predicted model, not a curated record. Gene Ontology annotation, molecular function: transmembrane transporter binding. The transcript has 14 exons. Gene Ontology annotation, biological process: negative regulation of protein localization to cell surface.